Fragaria vesca subsp. vesca is the source of this 2217-nucleotide messenger RNA. Its product is annotated as protein ABCI7, chloroplastic-like. Gene Ontology annotation, biological process: iron-sulfur cluster assembly. The record is from RefSeq and is a predicted model, not a curated record. The transcript is spliced from 5 exons. NCBI's taxonomy places the organism in Eukaryota, Viridiplantae, Streptophyta, Magnoliopsida, Rosales, Rosaceae. The coding region runs from base 604 to 2040 and encodes 478 amino acids.
AUCUGACGAGGUGUUGUGUUUGGACAUCCUGAUAUUAUUUAGCCGGAUAUGACCAUUGUCCCUAAUUGAAAAAGAAAAAGAGAAUUCUAUCUUCUUCUUCGACCUCCAUCAACCGACCUCAGUCACCUUCAAUCGACCUUGGCCGCCAUCAACCGACCUCAUCUAUUUCAUAAACCUUUACCCAGAUAACUCCGGAAAAGAUAAAACGCCAAACUUGAGUGAAGUGCCCAUUCUCUCGGUCAAAUACUUCUCUUCUCCACCAACCCUUGUCUUCAAGGAUCCAAGUCAUAACUCCUGCUUCCUAAGUGAUUGGUCGUCGGCCAGGACUGUUCAGGAAGAUCAUCCUAUAGAGCGUAUGCACAAAGUCUACACCUCAUUUUGCUGCUGCUGUGUUGCACCGUCUUAAUCUCUUAUUCCUUUUCAGUUUUCCAGGAACCAUGAGCACAGGAGGAUCAACUUCUUUUGGAUUGACGAUAUAUUAAUUUAAGAAACUUUAUUGCUUGUGUUUCGCACCGUGUGAGAGAGCAAAAGACUUCCACAGUUCAACUGCAGAGCAAAGGAAUUUGGAACUUUCUUUCUACAAAAUUUGCAGCCCCACCUGCAAUGGCUGCCAUAGCAUUUACACCCCAGGUUCAACGACCUCCCUUGCCCUUAUUUUCCGCACCCAAAUACCCAAAACCCAAAACCAGAGCCCCCCUCCAACCUCCUUCUUCCUCUUCUUCAACUUUACAGCUCGCCUAUGACCCCUUCGUUCACCAACUCGCCGAGUCCCUCGACGACUCACUCCCCUCCUCCUCUUCUUCAGCUCUCCAAAACCUCCGAGACUCUUCUGUUCAAACCGUCCUCUCAACGCCAUGGCCCACUCGCAAAGAUGAGCCUUAUCGCUUCACAGACACCUCCUUCAUCAAAAGCUCUCAAAUCACUCCAAUAUCUCGCCCACCCAGCUUUCCAACCGCACCGGAAGAUACCAAGUUUCCCCAUUUGGAUAUUGUCGAUGGGUUCCUUGUGAAUUCAAUAAAUUUGAGCGAAUUGCCGAGUGGGGUUUAUGUUGGUAGCUUGAUGGAGCUUUCAGACGAAACAAUCAUGAAAAGGGUGUCUGAGUUUCUGUCCAGUAGCUCUCAGGGAGACUUGUUUUGGUCCAUUAAUGGAAUUGGGGCGCCGGAUUUGACUGUGGUUUAUGUUCCAGCAGGGUGCCAGGUAGAGAAUCCUAUAUGCUUGCGCUACUUUUCCAAUGAAGGAGGUGAAAUUAGGUCACAUAAACUGCCAUUAUCGAAUCCAAGGGUGCUUGUGUUGGUGGAAGCGGGAGGGGAAAUUGGUUUGAUUGAGGAGUUCCUAGGUGGUGAUGGGGACAAGUGUUAUUGGGUUAACUCUGUUUUGGAGGUUGGGGUUGGAGAAGGAGGGAAAGUUAAGCAUUCUUAUGUUCAGAACCAGUCUGUAAAUGCUGCCCACAUCAAGUGGACUUCUGUUCGCCAGGAAUCUGCUAGUACGUAUGAGCUUGUCGAAGUUAGCACUGGCGGAAAGUUGAGCAGACACAAUCUCCAUGUUCAACAACUAGGACCUGACACAAUCACCGAGUUAUCAACACUGCACUUGUCUGCUGGUAAUCAAACCCAAGAUCUACAUAGUAGCAUAGUCCUGGAUCAUCCACGAGGUUAUUCCAGGCAACUACAUAAAUGCAUUGUGUCUCACUCUGAAGGAAAAGCUGUAUUUGAUGGGAACGUAAAGGUUAACAGAUACGCACAACAGACAGAUGGUGGGCAACUAACAAGAAGUCUUCUUCUUGCACCCCGUGCCACUGUAAAUGUUAAACCAAAUCUUCAGAUUAUUGCUGACGAUGUGAAAUGUUCCCAUGGAGCUGCAAUUAGUGACCUAGAAGAAACCCAGCUCUUCUAUUUUCUGGCACGGGGGAUCAGUUUAGAGGCAGCAAGAAAGGCUCUUGUAUAUUCCUUUGGUGCUGAGGUGAUUGAAGGAUUACCUUAUGCUUGGAUAAAGAAAAAAGUAGAAAAUCAAAUUAAAGAAUUGUUGGAAGGAUCCUCAUAAUUAAGACAUAAUAUGUCAUUGUUUACUGAAAAUGUAAUUGUCACUCAGAUUAUUCGAACAAAUUUUGUGUGGUAUGAAAUUCUGGAAAGCUUGAUGCGCCAAUUGUUUCCCAAGCAAAAUUAAUCAAACCCGUUCUCUUAUAGGAGUUAUAGGGCCAUGGCUUGCCUUGUGUUUUUC